AAACGUAGAUAUCAUCCUCUGGUAGUAUUCCAAAGGAAUUUGAAUCUCUAACGGCAAGCGCCGCCUUCUAUCUACGACGCGACUAGUUGGAUCACCACGUUACUAACACCUUGCCGUCGAAACAAGACAAGGACCUUUCCCUUUACACAUAUCUAGACACAUACCCAGGAUAUAGUAUCGUCUAAUUCACUCAAAAGGCCUCCAAAUUAGGUAGACACUCUUCUCCGGCGAUCUAGGAACGGCAACUGCCGAUAUUCUAUUCACGCCACACCAACGCAAGACUCACGAUCUUUUGACGUGUAUAGGAAAGUGCGCCGAUAACGAAAACGCAUUCUACACCUCCUGCCCAAACAUCACUUCUAAUAUAUUAGGCAAUCUAAGGGUUCCUCUUCAAAACGCACCUUCUAUUAUUCUAUUUCUUAACAACACUCUCCUAAAUAUUCGAUUACCAAGAACCAGUAAUUCUACAAACUGCACACUCACUCUUAACCCAUAAAUACUACGCACUACCAACCGUAUCUUAUAUUUUAUCCCAUCUGCUUAGGUAUAUAUUGCCUAAUCCUUGACAGAGACUUUCGGAAAUUCCCCUUUUACAAUAUCCACCACAUCAUCCCCAACCCAAGAAAGCACUCAAUAACCAUGGCGCAUUCUGAGCACCCUCGUUCCUCCCCAAAUCGUGCACGCGAUCUUCGCAAUAGCGGAAACACCAGCAUGGAAUCGAUGCUUGCACCGGAUGUCCAGGACUGGCUUAAGCUUACCGGCUGGCACGAGAUUGACUACCGUGAGAAGAAGCUAGCAGAUUACCGAAACACCGACACUGGAGAGGAGAAAUAUGACACAGGCAAGGCUAAACUAGCUACGGAUGUUAUCAAGAAGGACCUUGACUCUAUUCUUGCCGAUACCCCUCAAGAUUCGUCACCUGCGCGGGUACGUCUCACUGAACCUGAAGGCUUGAAGGAUAGUAUUGAAGUGCAUCGUGGCAGGGGUAGCAAAGACCUUGUUGUUCCCACGACCCAUGCCCGUUCCGUGUCACCCCUUCGUUUCCACCACCAUGAACAUGACAAAUACCGUAUUCGUGGUUACUCACGAGUCUAUUUUAAUGACUGCGAUCGGCCCUUGACACCUCGCGGGUCGCCUUUACGUUAUAUUGUUCGGCCGAGCGGUCGUCCUGCACACACUACUGAGAGAAUCGAGAAGUAUGACAGUCCAAACAGGGAGCGAGUAGACGAUCAACGAGAUUUGACCCGCGAGAUGAUGCACUUACGUCAUCCUAAGCAACUUGUUCUUGAGGGCAAUGGUGAGGUCUGCUUCUUUGUGAUGAGAUCGUACAGUUGGUCUCACGUCUACGACUCGAUGGAGGAUGGUCUAUGGGCUACCCAGCGUCCCAAUGCGGAAGUUCUAAGCAAGGCCUUUGCCAGCGGCAAAACUGUGGUCCUCUUCUUCGCCGUUAACAAGUCUCACGGUUUUCAGGGCUAUGCCGUCAUGAAGUCACUUCCCUCUGCGGAUAUUCGCCCUAUGUGGUGGUACGGAGUCAAGUGGAACAUCUCGGAGCCGUUCAAGGUUGAGUGGAUUAAUACGAUGCAUGUCAACAGUAAACACGUAGUGCAUAUCUCAAACCGUCUCAACGAAGACCUUCCGGUUACGCGAGCUCGUAACGGUCAAGAGAUCGACGAAAACGCCGGCCGACAAAUGGUUUGCAUCCUCGAGUCCCGUGGUGUAGAGGAGUACAAGCGAGCCAGACGAAUUGGUUCUCUUUCUAAGCAAUAAGCUUAUGGCCCUAAUUUCGCACAAGUGACGCCUUCAGCAGACUUUCGAUCUUAUUUCGCUACUUAAGUGGUAUUAGGCGACUGGAUUCUUCACCUUUGCUGCACUAACUAGAACGAGAAGACGGGAAUUGGUGUCUUUUAACCUUUGACAUCGCGAUGCUUAACUCUUCAGUUAUCAUAAC
This is a messenger RNA of Daldinia loculata, 1948 nucleotides long. Its product is annotated as YTH-domain-containing protein. Gene Ontology annotation, cellular component: nucleoplasm. Gene Ontology annotation, biological process: mRNA splicing, via spliceosome; regulation of mRNA splicing, via spliceosome. The record is from RefSeq and is a predicted model, not a curated record. Lineage: Eukaryota; Fungi; Ascomycota; Sordariomycetes; Xylariales; Hypoxylaceae. Bases 640 to 1767 code for a protein of 375 amino acids. Gene Ontology annotation, molecular function: N6-methyladenosine-containing RNA reader activity; mRNA binding. The transcript has 4 exons.